Molecule: messenger RNA, 589 nt
Organism: Bubalus bubalis (water buffalo)
Lineage: Eukaryota; Metazoa; Chordata; Mammalia; Artiodactyla; Bovidae
Gene: LY6K
Product: lymphocyte antigen 6 family member K
Exons: 4
Coding region: 119-589 (156 amino acids)
Biological process (GO): binding of sperm to zona pellucida
Cellular component (GO): acrosomal vesicle
Source: RefSeq, a predicted model, not a curated record
CUUCCGGGUUGAGUCUGGUCGCGGAGCCUAAGCGACUUCUCCUCACACACCUGCAGCUUCGUGUGGGUUCCCACUGGAGUUCGUGUCCUGGAAGGUUCCAGACCAGGCAUCACUGGAAAUGAUAACCCUCCUUGCUUUGCUUCUGGUCUUGGGCCUGCCACAGGUGGAGAGCAAUCUCACCGUGUCUGGAAGACAAGAUGCUGUCCUGAGGUGUCACGUUUGUGAGGAGGAGAACAGUUUCGAGUGCAAAAGGCCGGAAAACUGUGACAAUGGCUCCACGCACUGUGUCUCGGCCGCCGUGAGAGUAUUUCCACGGUUCUUCCUUAUUUCCAAGCAGUGUGCGCUGAACUGUGGGAUGAAUGAGGCAUUUUCGCGGAUGGCCAGGUCGUUUGUGCUCGUAAAGCCCACACCCUUUCUGUACCUGGCAUGCUGUACAUCCGACCUGUGCAACAUCCAGAAACCAAUCAUCAGAGAAAACACAGAAGAUGCUUACUUGAAGUUCAUCAAGGGGCAGGGCACGGGCAGCAGCGCCGGGCUGAUGCCUUUCCUGACACUGGCCUCUGCGCUCCUGGGCCUCAGGCUGCUGUGA